AUGGCGACGUCGAUCAACUUCGGCCGCCAGCGACGCCCUCAGCCGCAACUGCCAUCAGACAGCGAAAUCAUCGACGCUUGCGACAGAAAUCCCCCCUGCGAUGAGAAUGGACUUCGCCUUAAAGGAUUGAUGUAUCCUCCUCAAGCCCCAAUCUUCUGGAUCAAAUAUGGACUCCAGUCGGAAGGUAGAGACGCCGAGGCGCGAACCCAAGAUUUUGCUUUCAGAGCUCUUGAGCAGAUACCGCAGUCAGAUAGAGAAGGCAUUCGGAUCCCUGAGAUUUACCGCAUUUUUACAGACGAACACCCCUCUGGAAAUUCCAUGGUGUACAUCGUCAUGGGGUAUGUCCCCGGGAAAACGCUUCUGCAGAUUCUACGCGAUACCCCAGACAGCAAAAGUGUGGAACACUUGUAUGAUCGCAUAGCCAAGGCGAUCAAGCUAUUUCUUACCUUCAAAGUUCCCGAUGAUGCCACUCCGGGACCAUACAAAGGUGGAAUUAUUAGGCACCCACUCUUCAAAGAUUAUGAAGCCGCCAUUGAAUACUCGUCAGUUGCCCAAUUGCAACAUCACAUAAACAAGGUUGCUACUAUGAUACGCAGAGACCAACCAACGGUUGACUUUUCAGAAGAGAAGCUAUGCUUCUGUUUCUCGGAUCUCUACGAGGGGAACUUUCUUUUCUCGGAUAAUGGCGACCUCUAUGUGCUCGAUUUCGAGCAGGCGAGCUUUCUGCCGAUUAGCUUCAUGACUUACGCACUCAUUCAGGAUCGCCAGGUUUGUGCUGCUAUCGAGGAUAAAUUGAGCCUCCCACAAGGAAAUCUUCCUGGUAUGAUAAAGGCCGGUUCAUAUUUUAUUAUGAGUACGCAUACAAUUGGACUUCCUUUAGAAUGA
Molecule: messenger RNA, 885 nt
Organism: Amorphotheca resinae ATCC 22711
Lineage: Eukaryota; Fungi; Ascomycota; Leotiomycetes; Helotiales; Amorphothecaceae
Exons: 3
Coding region: 1-885 (294 amino acids)
Source: RefSeq, a predicted model, not a curated record